AUAAAAUAUGGUAACUUAAAUAUUUAUGCUCAAUUUUCAAUCAAUAUUGUUAGUGUUUUUGCCGGUUAAAAUAAACAAUUCAUGGUACUGUAAUCACUAGUUGGAUUUAUACUUUUUAUGGAAAAUGACUAAAUAAGAUGGCAUUUUAAUAUUCUUGCUAGCUCAAGUAGUAUUGGAAAUUAUCAUAGUCCAUGUAACCCUAAUUUGUAUAUAUUCAUAAAAUAAUGAGGUCCAGUCUUAUUUAAUGAGUGUAUUCACUAUCUUGGUUGUUACUUAUUAUUCUUGGGCGAUUAAAUAAUAAAAACUUUAAAAAAAACAAUCAAGUAAAGGUUCUUUGCUUACUUCUCGAGUACCAAAUACAAUGAAAUCACUUGAUUUUCUGGAAGACAUACAUUUUAUUACAUAAAAAGCUAUUGUGCUUGAAAAUUCAACAACGUUAGAUGUGAGAUCCUUUACUAAUGAACUUAAAGAUAUUUUAAUAAAAGAUGAAGUUACAGAAGAAAAUUUUUUGGAUCAAAUGAAAAUACUUAAAGUAGAUAAAUAAUCUUAAAAAAAUUUAAAUUAAAAAAUUAAGGGAAUUACCUUGCGUUAACUUAUUAAUAAAUGCUAGAUUGUUUAAAAAACAACAGAUAUAUUAAUAAUAAAAACUAAUUUUAUAUUGUUAGAAUAUUAUUAGAUAAAAUUACAUUUUGAAAGAGAUGUGAUUAUUUUAAAAUUUGAAGAAAUUAAAGAAUUUGCUAAAUAUAUUAAAAAAAAUUCAUGUUUUGCAUUAAUGAAUAAAUUAUUUUAAUCUUUUAGUCAUGAAUUUGGAACAUUAUUAAAUUAAAUAGCUCUAAAUGCUUAAAAUGGUUUGGCCUAAUAUUAAAAUAUGAAAGAUUAAUUUGAUUCAAUUUACAACUGUGUAGUAAUUAUGAAUAAUAUGGUAAAAGAUUUAAAAGAUUUUCAUUAAUUACGAAGUAAAACAUUUUAAUUAGAAAUUGUUGAUGUAAAUAUAGAUGACAUAUUCUCUGAACUCUAAAAUUUAUUCAAAUAGUAAGCAUCUUAAAAAAAGAUUUCCUUAUAUUUAGUAAAUAAAGUAACAAUAGCCUUUAAAUAAGAUGAAUAAAGAAUUAAAUAAAUUCUAUAAAAUCUAAUAUAGAAUGCUAUCAAAUACACAAAUUAAGAUGGACAUAUAUAUGUAACUGCUGAGAAAGAAGACGAUAGAAAAAUAAAAUUUUCGGUUUUAGAUUCAGGAAUAGGGAUUUCUGAAAGUGUAGCUACAAAUAUAUAGAAAAUGUUGGGAAAUGAUUUGAUAUUGACAUCAAAGCUUUCAGAAGGUGCUGCUGGAUUAGGAUUAGGAUUAUUAAAUUCAAAUUAUUUAAUUAAACAUUUAUCUUCUUUUAAAUAAGGACAUAAGGAAUAUUUAUAAUUUAAAUCAAAAUUAGGAGAUGGAACUAAAUUUUGGUUUAGUAUAUGGAAAUAUUAAGUGUAAGAAUCACCUUCAAGUUAAUUUGAAUAAAAAUCAAUAAAAAAGAUUCACAAGAAAGUAUUUCUUCAUUAGAAAUCGAAUAUUGCUCCACCUCCUAUAUCUAGUAUUGCAUCAAAUUCUAAAAGUUGUCCAUCAUAAAUUAGAAAAUUAAGUCCAAAUAAAUCUUGUUAGAUUAAACAAUAACCUUAAAUAUUUUUUCCAUCAAAUAUUAAAGAUGAAAAUAUAAUAAUAAUGGAAGAGGAUGAUAGAACAAUUUCAGAUGAUCCAAAACCAAAUCAUUUACCUGGUUAUAGAGCAAGAUAUCCAUCAAUGAGUUCGCCAGAAUGUUUAUAUAUUAAAUUAUUACUUGUUGAUGAUGAAUUAGCAAAUUUAUUCCCUUUAAAAAUUAUGAUAAAAAUGCUUGGUUUUGAAAGUGAUAUAACAUAGAAUGGAUAUUAAGCAAUAUAAAUGGUUGAAUCAAGAUUAAAUUAGAAAUACUAAUAUCAUUUAAUUUUGAUGGAUAUAAAUAUGCCAUAAAUUGAUGGAUUUGAAACUACAAAGUAAAUAAAAUGCUUAUAACCAAAUAUAAAAAUAGUAGCAUGUUCUGCUUUUAGUGAUAUGUAAACUAAAUAUUAAGCAUAAUUAUGUGGGAUGGUAGAUUAUCUUGA
Paramecium sonneborni is the source of this 2115-nucleotide messenger RNA. Lineage: Eukaryota; Ciliophora; Oligohymenophorea; Peniculida; Parameciidae. The record is from the annotation of a GenBank genome assembly.